Messenger RNA from Effrenium voratum, 1975 nucleotides. The record is from the annotation of a GenBank genome assembly. Lineage: Eukaryota; Dinophyceae; Suessiales; Symbiodiniaceae.
AUGGGAGCUGCAGCCUGGGCGCUGAAGCUCGCCGCGCUCGAGGAGCUUGUGUCCUUCCCGGACCUGGACACAGAGGUGAAGGCGGAAGUGAAGCCUUUGAACUCCGCAGCCAAGCUGCAGGACUUCGCCUGGGCCCAGGGCGCAACGCCUUUGCUCCUGGCAGUGCAGGCGGCCAGCCGAUGCUCAGCAGACCAGGCGGCCGCCAAGGCGGUGCAGCUGCUGCUGAGCCACAGCGCCAACAUCGAGGCGCAGAGCGCCGGCGAGGCCGCGCUGCACGGGGCGGCGCGCAGCGGUCUGCGGGAGGUGGUCAAAGUCCUCCUGGAGGGCCGAGCGGAUCCCAUGGUGCGGAACGCGCAAGGCGCCACGCCCCACGCGCUGGCGCAGCGCGCGGGGCGGGAGUGCGCGGCGCUGCUGGCCGAGGCUGAGAAGCCACAAGAGAGUGCUGCCGCGGAAGCGCUGCUCAACGAGGAGGAAGCGGAGCAAGCGAAGUUGAACAGGGCUCGAGAGAAGCGGCGCGAGAAGAAGAGCCGCCAGCGGGAGAAGGAGAAGCGAGCCAGCACGCCGGAGAAGGAGCCAAAGGCCGCCAAGGCCUUCGUGAUGAGAGCAGCGCCGGAGCCGGAGCUCAGUGGGGAGGGCCUACAGAAGAGGGUGGCGGAGCUGAAGAAGGAGAAGGCUCGGGCGGCGCAGAAGGCCAAGCAUCUGCAGAGGCGUGUGGAGGAGGAGGGCGGCAAGGAGGCCAGCGCCAGCUCGCGGCUGGCGGAGCUGAGGCAGCGCAGCAGCGAACUCCGAAAGAUGCUGCAGGAAAAGAAGGCCAUCACACAGAAGGCCGAGGAGGCUGAGAAGGCCGCCCGGCAUCAGUAUCAAGGCCUUGCCAAGCGCAAAGCACAGCUGCAGCAGGAGGUCGCCCAGCAGAAUGAGCAGCUGAAAGCAGAGGCCGACUCGCCGGGCUUCAGUGGCGCCCAAUUUGGGCGCCAUUCUCCGGCGAGCGGACGGCAAGCGGGCAUGUUCCGCCUGCUCCGGCUGCUGCCGAUGUCGGUCAUGGGGACUCCGCCCUAUGCAGCGGUGCCACCGCUGAGCCGCAGCGCCAGCUUCCAGCUGCGCGACGGAGCGGCCAUGCCGGUGAUGGGCCUCGGAGUUUACAUGUCGCAGCCCGGGGAGGAGACCUACAAUGCGGUGAAGUGGGCCCUCCAGGCAGGGUACAGGAUGAUCGACACGGCCGCCAUCUACGGCAACGAGGAGAGUGUCGGCCAGGCCAUCGCGGACUCGGGGCUUGCGAGAGACGAGAUCUUCCUCACCACGAAGCUCUGGGACGCCGACCACGGCUUCGACGCGGCCCAGGCCGCGCUGGGCGCGAGCCUCCGGAAGCUCCGCGUGGAGUAUCUGGAUCUCUACCUCAUCCACUCGCCCAACACAGGAAAGAUCGUGGAGACUUGGGAUUCUCUGCUGCAGAUGCAGAAAGCGGGGAAGAUCCGCGCGGUUGGCGUGUCCAACUUUGGGGUAAAGCACUUGGAGGCGCUGCAGAAGUUUAAUCGCCCCAUGCCGGUGGUGAAUCAAAUUGAGAUGCACCCCAUGAACUACCAGGAGCGCGUGCCUUUGCUGGACUUUUGCAAGCUACAUGGCAUCCUCGUUCAGGCUUAUGGAUCCAUGUUCUUCGGAAGGUCCGAGUUCCUGGAGCGGCCCGAGGUGGCAGGAGUGGCCCAGGCCAAGGGCGCCAGCAGCGCCCAGGUGCUGCUGCGCUGGGCGUUGCAGAUGGGUUUCCAGGUGAUCCCCAAGAGCGUGAAGAAGCACCGCAUCGAGGAGAACCUCGGGGUCUUCGAUGUGGAGCUCUCCGAGGAGGAGAUGCGCGCGCUCAGCGCGAUGCAGGGCAAGCUGGGUCAAUACUGGCAGCCCUUGGACGCGCCAGUGGAUGUGGGCGACACAUCCAAGCUGGAGCUGUGAGCCACACGUGUGGAUGCCAAAAGAUUUGGCCGACAAC